GUGGGCGGGGAGCACAGAUUCCGUCUAACGGUGAGGCUCGGGAAGGGAGACGGGCGAGAAACAUGAGUCGAAAUCGCCCGUAUGAAGGUUUCCAUCUUGAAGGAAUAAAAAAAUCACCGUCAAUUCUGAGAGGGACGACUAAAGCGAUGUGAGAGGGGAGAAGGGCGGAAGAAGAAGCGACCAGGGGCGUUUGACAGCAAGCUCAGGAACUUCACUGGAUUUGUUUUCUUCACUUUUCCCUCCAGUCGAAUCUAAAGUUUUGCUUUGCUUCCGUUCAGAUGUUGUUUUUGAUCUGACUGUCGUGUGAUUAUCUCAGAGACUUCCUGAACCGAGGGACGCUUUGGUUACCAGACAAUAUCCGACUUUGGAAGUACAAUGCAGGUCGUCAGCGGCUCGUCCUGUGUCACGUCAUUUCUUCAACAUGCGGAAACAUUUGGCAUCUAACCCAUAAUACAAGUUUGACCCUGAAGGGAAGGAGGUGUGCUGCUGAGGUGCAGAGUUCCUGCCUGAAAAGCUACACCCCCCGUUCCUGCACACUCCCCUGCUAUAGUGUGGAUAUUCAGUCGGAGAAACUUUCUGUGAGACUGUGUCAAAUAAACAGGUUGCGGUGGAUUGGUUUGUUUACAUGUGUUUGUGCUGUCCCAGAACCAUCCUGUACAGUGUGCUGGGACUGCAGUGCCGUCUGGAUUUCUGAGAGGGCUCCUUGUCCCGGUAGAGGCCAGCCACCUUAUUCUGUAGGUGGGCAGAGGAAGCGCAGUGUGUUUUUGGAGCUCUGGCUGUAAAGGCUGGGUGAAGUUGCCAGUGGAGGGCUGUGUGUAUCACUGGAUUAGCCUGAGUGAUAAUAUCACUCUACACUGUCCUCUGUCCAGUGACAAGUCUCCCCACACAGUAUCAGUUAUUGGAGCUAUUUUUGGCCUAAGGGAUGGGGUAAAACCAGGCAGCUGGAACUCCCCUCCACCUCCUUCACUUCCACCCCUUCGGUCACACUACCUCGCUCAGCCCACCUGGCAGUAUGCUGGGCGAGCCUGGUUAGCACAGACUUGACUUACUACUAGUUAUUGUUUUUACACAUACUCUUGAUGAAAAGGAAAAUUGGAUUAACUCGUUGUGCUGAUUAAAGUGCUGAGCACUCUUGGAACCACGCUGACCAUGGAGUCUUGGAACCUGGGAAUACUAGAUGCACUCAUCACAUAAACCCUGUGCAGGAUAACUACCAAGAUGUCUGAAGAACUACUUGUAUAAAGAGUCUAUGCCUUUACCCAUUGGACAUUUAGCUCAAACUGUCUAUCAGAUUGGCCACUUGUUAACACUUGAUAACAAAGGCCUACUUUUGAGUGCUUAAAAUAUCAGUCACCAGCGAUCUGGAGCAGCACACGCCUCCAGCACACCGAAAGAAUGCAUGAAACUGCCAAAACCAAUGUAACAAAAAGUUAACCAGACUAACCAAAUAAUAUAUUUCCCCCUGCUCCCUAGACCCACAGAGAAACAGAUUAUAUAUGUAGAAAGAAAGAUCUAAAUCUAUCGUGUAACUCCACAGAGGACAAAUAUAACAUCCUUUAUAUUUUUACCAAGAGAGACAAGCUGCCUGUUCACCAGUUGGUUGCCUUAGAAACCACAGUCACAAAAUAAUUUUAAAAAAGAGCCAGAGAAGUUGGUGCCUUUCGAUUGGUUGGUCGGUUUCCCACCAUUUCAAGAUUCAUUGAUUCAGUUGGAUGUAAACGGUCGAAGUGAACUCUGGGAUUGAAGACACGUCUGUUGACAGUUACCUGACUCCACACAAGCUCCACGCCUCUGUCACACUGUUCUGACUGACAGUAUUUCCCUGCUGGAUUGAACAAUUGCCAAGCAUUUCCAUGGUGAUCACGUCAUCAUCCGUGGAGGACAAGACUGUGCCCUCAUGCAGGAUGGUCCAAUCAGAACCCUGGAUCCCCUCUGGCCUGUUGCGCAAGAACAAGAGUGUAAGCAGCUCAGGAUGUCCGCCCACCUCCUCCUCCUCCUCCUCCUCCUCCUCCUCCUCCUCCUCCUCCACUGCCCAGGGCUUCUCCCUCGCUGAGCCAGCCAUGACCAGCCAGCACACACAUACACACCCCUCCUUCAGCUCCAUCCACUCCAUGGCCGAGCAGCAGCAGGUGCUGUCUGAUAUGACCAUACUCCAGCGGAGGAUCCCCCCCAGUUUCAGAGACCCUGCCAGCGCUCCACUGAGGAAACUUUCUGUUGACCUCAUCAAAACCUACAAGCACAUCAAUGAGGUGUACUAUACUAAGAAAAAGCGGAGGGCCCAGCAGGUCCCUCCAGAGGACAGCAGCACCAAGAAGGAGAGAAAAGUCUACAAUGACGGCUAUGACGACGACAACUACGACUACAUAGUCAAAAAUGGAGAAAAGUGGCUGGACCGCUAUGAGAUAGACUCACUGAUCGGGAAGGGCUCCUUUGGACAGGUGGUGAAGGCCUACGACCACCACGAGCAGGAAUGGGUUGCCAUUAAGAUCAUCAAGAACAAAAAGGCGUUUCUAAACCAGGCACAGAUUGAACUACGCCUGCUGGAGCUCAUGAACAAGCAUGACACUGAGAUGAAAUAUUACAUUGUCCACCUGAAGCGUCACUUUAUGUUUAGGAACCAUCUCUGUUUGGUGUUUGAGUUGUUGAGCUACAACCUGUACGAUCUGCUGAGGAACACCAACUUCAGAGGAGUCUCCCUCAACCUCACCAGAAAAUUUGCACAGCAGCUCUGUACAGCGUUAUUAUUCCUUGCCACUCCAGAGCUGUCAAUCAUCCACUGCGACCUGAAACCAGAGAACAUCCUGCUAUGUAACCCCAAGAGAUCUGCGAUCAAGAUAGUUGACUUUGGCUCCUCCUGCCAGCUCGGACAGAGGAUCUAUCAGUACAUCCAGAGCAGGUUUUACCGCUCUCCUGAGGUCCUAUUGGGAAUGCCAUAUGACCUGGCCAUUGACAUGUGGUCCCUGGGAUGCAUCCUGGUGGAGAUGCACACAGGAGAGCCUCUCUUCAGUGGCUCCAAUGAGGUUGACCAGAUGAAUAAGAUUGUGGAGGUCCUGGGGGUCCCACCCAGCCACAUGCUGGAUGCAGCUCCUAAAGCUAGGAAGUACUUUGACAAGCUGUCAGAUGGUCUCUGGACAGUGAAGAAGAACAAGGACAUCAAGAAGGAGUAUAAGCCCCCAGCCACACGGCGUCUUCAUGAGAUUUUGGGUGUUGAGACUGGUGGGCCAGGGGGGCGGAGGGCAGGUGAGCCAGGACACGCCCCCUGUGACUACCUGAAGUUUAAAGACCUGAUCCUGCGCAUGCUGGACUAUGACCCUAAAAGCCGCAUCACACCAUUCUACGCACUGCAGCACAAUUUCUUCAAGAAGACGACAGAUGAAGGAACCAACACCAGUUCAUCUACAUCCACCUCUCCUGCCAUGGACCACUCCCAUUCAACCUCCACUACUAGCUCUGUUUCUAGCUCUGGUGGCUCCAGUGGUUCUUCCAAUGACAACCGCAACUACCGCUACAGUAACCGCUACUACAACUCUGCUGUUACACAUUCAGACUAUGAGAUGACCAGCCCUCAGGCUCCCUCCCAGCAGCAGAUGAGGAUGUGGCCAGGCAGUGAUGGUGGAGGUGGGGGUCAGGACCCAGCAUACACCCAGUUGCUGCUCCACAAGCCAGCUGCCUCCCAACAGCACCAGCGCCACUUCCUGGACCCACCACACCACCCUCACCCAACUUACUCCCACCACGGGAACGGUGGGCGUGGCCUGCGGCAGGGCGGACAGACAGGCAUCGGUGGAGGCGGCGGCCAGCAGGGAUCCUCACCCCAGAUGAGUGACAGCAUGGAUGUGGGCGUGUCCCUAGGGCUGCACCACCUGGGGGCAGUGUCUUCCAUGGAGGCCUCUCAGUUCGGCUCUGCCUCCCUGCCCCUCGCUCUGCCAAUUGGACUGUCUGCCUUCCGGACUCGGACGGCCCCGACUGCCCCAGGGCCACAAGCCCCGCCCCCUGAGGACUACUACCCUGCCUCCAACAACAAUAACCCCGCUGCGGGGGGCAGAGGGAGGCCGGACUCAGAUGAGGGGCCAGCCAACUCUUGAUAAAACCUGAACCAUGCCCUAAAGCCAUACAAUUUUAACUACAACUACUACAACUACACCCAUACAGCCAGAGUUCAGAGACAAAGAGGUGAACUUUGUGCUGAAGGAGACAGUUUGUAACUGCAUGAGAGGAGGAGGAGGAAGGAGGAAGGAGGAGGAUGCUGGGAAAACUCCUUUUAUCCAGUUUUAGUUUGUUGUCUUUUGUUGCGACUGUACUUGGAAAGGAAUGAUUGUGACAAGUUUGUUUUUAUUAAUAUUAUUAUUGUUGUUUAAUAUUAUUUGAUUUUUCUCGGGUUUGAGGAGUUGUGUGUUCUACUUGGUUGUUGUUUGAGCCUGGAGAGGAGGAGGAGGACGAAGAAGAAUGAGAGAGGAGCCACACGUUUCCAUCUUACUCAUAUGGUGGUUGGGAGUGGAAAGAGCACAUAUUCAUGUUCACAACAAUUAGUCCUGACAUUAGUAUCUUCAUAUUUACAGCUCCGAGAGACGAGCAGUCUUAACAAACACACACACACACACAUACACACACACACAUAUAAACUGUAUAUAUACUACUGCAUCAUGAAGACAGUAGCUGGUUUCAAAGGGAGAAAACACCAACAUAUGUGUGAUUCAGGCCUCAAGGUUUCAUGGAUUCUCUCUCCUGUCUGUGUUCAGCUCACUAUUUGUUAGCGUUUGUGUCCUCCCUCUGUUGCUCUCCACCUGGCUGUGACAGAGUAAGGAGAGGUGGAGGGAGGAGAAGGUGACGGGACACUUAAUGCCUUCCAGGCGCUCAUAAGAAUCUCCUUCUCCUCCUUCUCCUCCCUGCCUCUCUGCUCUCUUCUUCCUCUCCUCCUCCUGUUGUGUUUCUCCUCCAGACAGCUCCUCCUCUCUGUGCUGCUAAUCACCAUGAGAACUGGUCCGGAUUGCUGCUAAAGAUCCAACACAGAUCAAUAAAGAAAUAAAAAGAAAUAGAAACAGAAAUUAAAAAAAACUUUUUAACCCUUCUGCUUAAGGAAAAGGAUAAAGUAAGAACCACUGCAUCUCAAUGUAUUUAUUACUAUUUAACAUGAAAAAACAAACUGAAAGUAACCCUUUUUUCUGCUCUUCUUUGUUUGGUUGCCUUCUUUCU
Molecule: messenger RNA, 5193 nt
Organism: Acanthopagrus latus (yellowfin seabream)
Lineage: Eukaryota; Metazoa; Chordata; Actinopteri; Spariformes; Sparidae
Gene: dyrk1b
Product: dual-specificity tyrosine-(Y)-phosphorylation regulated kinase 1B
Exons: 13
Coding region: 1854-4085 (743 amino acids)
Biological process (GO): positive regulation of DNA-templated transcription; protein autophosphorylation; peptidyl-serine phosphorylation
Cellular component (GO): nucleus
Molecular function (GO): transcription coactivator activity; protein serine/threonine/tyrosine kinase activity; ATP binding
Source: RefSeq, a predicted model, not a curated record